AUGGUGCCAGGUCUGAAGGUCUUUCUGUUCCUCAGCCUGAAUCUCUUGCAGGAGGUGAAAAGCUCCAUGGUUUCUCUGAACAACCAUGGAUAUGAGGGUGUGGUCAUUGCAAUUAACCCCAGUGUGCCAGAAGAUGAAAGACUCAUCCAAAGCAUAGAGGAAAUGGUAACUCAAGCCUCUACUUACCUGUUUGAAGCCACCAAAAGAAGAUUUUAUUUCAGGAAUGUAAGCAUUUUAGUCCCAAUGACCUGGAAGUCAAAAUCUGAGUACUUAACACCAAAACGAGAAUCAUAUGACAAAGCAGAAGUCAUAGUUGCUGAUCCUUAUCUGAAAUAUGGAAAUAAUCUCUACACACUUCAAUAUGGACAAUGUGGAGACAGAGAACAGUACAUACAUUUCACUCCAAACUUCCUACUGACUGAUAAUUUUCAUAUCUAUGGACCCCGAGGCAGAGUCUUUGUCCAUGAGUGGGCCCAUCUCCGGUGGGGAGUAUUUGAUGAGUAUAACAGAGACCGGCCCUUCUACAUGUCUGAAAAGAACACUAUUGAAGCAACAAGAUGUUCCACUCAUGUUUCUGGCAGAAUCAUGGUCAUGGAAUGUCAGGGAAGCAGCUGCAAAUCAAGGAAAUGCCGGCGAGAUUCAAAGACAGGACUGUAUGAGCCCAAAUGUACAUUUAUCCCAAACAAAGCCCAAGCUGCCAGGGACUCCAUAAUGUUCAUGCAAAGUCUUGAUUCUGUGAUUGAAUUUUGCACAGAAAAAACCCACAAUAGAGAAGCCCCAAACCUACAAAACAAAAUGUGCAAUUACAGAAGCACAUGGGAUGUAAUCAAGAAGUCUGCUGAUUUUCAGAAUUCCUCUCCCAUGAUAGGAACAGAAGCCCCGCCCAGACCUGCAUUUUCACUGCUGAAGUUCAAACAGCGGAUAGUCUGCUUGGUGCUAGAUAAAUCUGGAAGCAUGAAAUUUGGAAACCCUAUCUCUCAUCUCACCCGAAUGAACCAAGCAGCAGAGCUGUUCUUAAUUCAAAUUAUUGAAAAGGGAUCCUUGGUUGGCCUGGUCACAUUUGAUAGCACUGCUACAAUCCAAAACCUUCUAGCAAGAAUGACCAGUGAGAACUCCUACCUAGAGAUCAGUGCAAACCUGCCUCGACAAGUCGGGAAUGGAACUUCAAUUUGCAAUGGACUCAGAAGCGGAUUCCAGGCAAUUACCUCCAGUAACCAGAGGACUUCCGGCUCUGAGAUCAUAUUGCUGACAGAUGGGAAAGAUGGCCAGAUAAGUUCAUGCUUUGAGGAAGUCAAAAGCAGUGGUGCCGUCAUCCACACCAUCGCUCUGGGGCCUUCCGCUGCUAGAGAACUGGAGACCUUGUCCAGCAUGACAGGAGGGCUUCGCUUUUAUGCCAAUCACGAUGUAAAUGGCCUCAUGGAUGCUUUCAGCGAGAUUUCAUCUAGAAGUGGCAGCAUCUCUCAGCAGGCUGUGCAGUUGGAGAGCAAAGCCUUGAAUAUUAAAGGGAAGGAAUUGAUAAACGGUACAGUACUGGUGGAUAGUACCGUUGGCAAUGACACAUUCUUUGUUAUCACCUGGACAAUUCAAAAGCCAGAAAUUAUUCUUCAAGAUCCAAAAGGAAAAAAAUACACAACCUUAGAUUUCCAAGGUGAUGAUAAGCUAAAUAUUUUCUCUGUUCUGCUUCAAAUACCAGGCAUCGCGGAGACAGGGACUUGGACCUACAGCCUCUUUAAUAAGGCUGGCAAAUCUCAGUCGCUAGCCAUGACAGUGACCACUCGAGCAAGAAGUCCUACCACACCCCCAGUAAUUGUAACUGCUCACAUGAGUCAAAACACAGCACAGUACACUAGACCAAUGAUUGUGUAUGCACGAGUCAGCCAAGGGUUUCUGCCUGUUCUGGGAGCCAGUGUCACAGCCACUAUAGAAGCUGAAGGACAUCAAGUCACACUGGAGCUCUGGGACAACGGGGCAGGUGCUGAUACACUCAAAAAUGAUGGCGUCUACUCAAGAUAUUUUGCAGAGUACCAUGGAAAUGGGAGAUACAGCUUAAAAGUCAGGGUCACGGCAAGAAAAACCAUCACUAAAGUAAAUUUAAAACAACCAAACAAGGCUCUAAAUGUACCUGGCUAUGUUGAAAAUGGUAAGUAACAUUCAAACAGAAAUAUGUGUGGUUUUAGGUCUAAUGAAUACAACAAACAUCAAAAAUCAUAAUGGACUACUGAAAAUCCAGGCAUGUAAUUCCUUGUAAUCAUCUGAAUGUUUCAAAGUCAAACUCAGGUCAGUGGAGUUGUAGACCAUAUUUCUGCAUAUUUUGUUAAUACCCCUUCAAGUCAUCAUUCCAUUUACAUCGAUAAAGCUCACUCAGCAUCUUUAUGAUGCAGACUCUGUGCUAGGUGCUGGAGCUGCAAAUACAGAUAAUACAACUUGUGUCCUAAAAAAAUUUACAGGCAAGUGUUAGAUAUAGUUUAACUAAAAUGUACUGUUCCCUCAUCCAUUUCAAAAUUCUGUUAAAACAAGCUUUUCUUUCAAUAAACGUUUUACGUUUCAAUAUCUGCUGUUAAUCAACAUUAGCACUGAGUAGCUUCAAGAUCAACCUACAAAAACAGACAUGAAAACAUAGAAAGUUACUUUUUUUUUUGCGGGUGUGUAGAUACAAUUAUAUGGAAUCCACU
Messenger RNA from Peromyscus leucopus (white-footed mouse), 2672 nucleotides. Its product is annotated as calcium-activated chloride channel regulator 3A-1-like. Gene Ontology annotation, molecular function: intracellularly calcium-gated chloride channel activity. NCBI's taxonomy places the organism in Eukaryota, Metazoa, Chordata, Mammalia, Rodentia, Cricetidae. The record is from RefSeq and is a predicted model, not a curated record. Gene Ontology annotation, biological process: chloride transport.